AUGACGGCGGCGGCGACGAACGGCCGGUUCUUCACAAUCGCGAUCGUGGCGUCAUGGUACUCGUCAAACAUCGGAGUCCUACUCCUAAACAAGUACCUCCUCAGCAACUACGGAUUCAAAUACCCAAUCUUCCUCACCAUGUGCCACAUGACCGCCUGCUCCCUCCUCAGCUACGUCGCCAUCGCUUGGCUCAAGAUGGUCCCUAUGCAGACCAUCCGAUCCAAAGUCCAGUUCUUUAAGAUCUCCGCGCUGAGCCUCGUCUUCUGCGUGUCGGUGGUGUUUGGGAACAUCUCGCUGAGGUUCCUCCCCGUUUCGUUUAACCAGGCGAUUGGCGCCACGACGCCGUUUUUCACGGCGGUUUUUGCGUAUUUGAUGACGCUUAAGAGGGAGGCUUGGUUGACUUAUUUUACUCUCUUGCCUGUUGUUACUGGUGUUGUGAUUGCUAGUGGGAGUGAACCAAGCUUUCAUCUUUUUGGAUUCCUUAUGUGCAUUGCAGCCACAGCUUCGAGAGCACUUAAAUCAGUGCUUCAAGGAAUUUUGCUUUCCUCUGAAGGGGAGAAGCUGAACUCCAUGAAUCUCCUCCUCUACAUGGCUCCAAUAGCUGUCGUGUUACUUCUGCCUGCUACUCUUAUCAUGGAGAGAAAUGUUGUAGGCAUUACAAUUGCACUUGCAAGAGAUGAUUUCAGAAUCGUUUGGUAUCUGCUAUUCAAUUCAGCGCUUGCCUAUUUCGUAAACUUGACAAAUUUCUUGGUCACGAAACACACUAGCGCCCUGACUCUGCAGGUGCUAGGAAACGCCAAAGGAGCAGUAGCAGUGGUAGUCUCUAUUCUAAUAUUCAAGAACCCUGUUUCAGUGACCGGAAUGCUCGGUUACUCCCUUACUGUCUGUGGAGUUAUCCUCUACAGCGAAGCCAAGAAACGGAGCAAAUGAGAACACCAAACACACCCCGAAGAUUCAUAUUCUUCAUCCUUACAUAUAUAUAUGUUUUUAUAAUUUUUAUCAACACACAGGCAAGUAGUCUCUUUUGCUGUUACAAAAAUCUUUUACACAGCACAUCCCUAGUCUUGUCUUAAUGGAAAGCUGGGCCAAAAGCAUGGGAAUUUCAAGCAGAAACAAGAGAAGCAAAAGCAACACAAGGCAUGAUUUACUAGUUGUUUUGCUCUAAGAGUAACGUUGAAUUAGCUUUUGUUUCUUUGAUUUUUUUGACAUUUUAGUUUCGUGAUGUCAACAUUUAUAACAACACCGAGUAAUUAUUCAUAAGAGAGAAAGUUCCCCUUC
Molecule: messenger RNA, 1278 nt
Organism: Eruca vesicaria subsp. sativa (arugula)
Lineage: Eukaryota; Viridiplantae; Streptophyta; Magnoliopsida; Brassicales; Brassicaceae
Source: the annotation of a GenBank genome assembly